AGUUCAUGAGUAAUAUGGGGCGGAGCAGAGGGCGGGGUUUAGCUGAGCAUCAACCAAUGGAAAUCUGCUGAGGUCACAGUUCAGAGGUCAAAUCAAAUAUGGCUACCAACAAACGAGUGUUGUAUAUUGGUGGCCUGGCAGAAGAGGUGGACGAGAAGGUGUUGCACGCAGCUUUUAUUCCUUUCGGAGACAUUGUAGACAUUCAAGUCCCUUUAGACUAUGAAACAGAAAAACACAGAGGAUUUGCAUUUAUUGAGUUUGAAUUGGCAGAGGAUGCAGCAGCUGCUAUUGAUAAUAUGAAUGAGUCUGAGCUUUUUGGUCGGACAAUAAGGGUCAACAUCGCCCGACCAAUGCGAAUCAAAGAAGGUUCAUCCCGGCCAGUGUGGUCUGAUGAUGAUUGGCUGAAGAAGUUUUCCGGCAAAACAAUAGAAGAAGCUGAGGCUGAAGCAGAAACCACUGGAGAGUCGACCAACACCACCAAACAGGAGGCUGAGCCACCAGCAAAGAAGGGCAGAGUAAAUCCUCAAGUUUAUAUGGAUAUCAAGAUCGGCAAUAAGCCAGCAGGAAGGUUACGGUUUCUUCUGCGUGCUGACAUUGUUCCUAUGACAGCAGAGAACUUCCGGUGUCUAUGUACUCAUGAAAAGGGCUUUGGUUUCAAAGGCAGCAGUUUCCACAGAAUCAUCCCUCAGUUCAUGUGCCAGGGAGGUGACUUCACCAACCACAAUGGCACUGGUGGCAAAUCCAUCUAUGGAAAAAAGUUUGAAGAUGAAAACUUUGUCCUGAAACACACAGGCCCAGGGCAACUCUCCAUGGCCAACUCUGGGCCAAAUACAAAUGGUUCGCAGUUCUUCAUCACAAAUGACAAAACGGAUUGGCUGGAUGGUAAACAUGUUGUUUUCGGUGAACUGGUGGAGGGCAUGGACGUAGUUCGAGCAAUGGAGGCACAGGGAACAAAAGAUGGCAAGCCAAAGCAAAAAGUAAUCAUCUCAGACUGUGGGGAAUAUGUGUGACCUUACAAAAGCUGUGCACUCCUUUUGAGCCCUCUUUAUCUGCCAUGUAGAUGUUUGAAUAAAACCAUUUUUAUAUCAAA
Messenger RNA from Periophthalmus magnuspinnatus, 1090 nucleotides. It is a transcript of the gene ppie, whose product is annotated as peptidylprolyl isomerase E (cyclophilin E). Gene Ontology annotation, cellular component: intracellular membrane-bounded organelle. The coding region runs from base 99 to 1010 and encodes 303 amino acids. Lineage: Eukaryota; Metazoa; Chordata; Actinopteri; Gobiiformes; Gobiidae. Gene Ontology annotation, biological process: protein folding; protein peptidyl-prolyl isomerization. The transcript is spliced from 10 exons. Gene Ontology annotation, molecular function: RNA binding; peptidyl-prolyl cis-trans isomerase activity. The record is from RefSeq and is a predicted model, not a curated record.